Molecule: messenger RNA, 462 nt
Organism: Echinops telfairi (small Madagascar hedgehog)
Lineage: Eukaryota; Metazoa; Chordata; Mammalia; Afrosoricida; Tenrecidae
Gene: APOA2
Product: apolipoprotein A2
Exons: 4
Coding region: 44-349 (101 amino acids)
Biological process (GO): cholesterol transport; low-density lipoprotein particle remodeling; cholesterol homeostasis
Cellular component (GO): spherical high-density lipoprotein particle; blood microparticle; extracellular region
Molecular function (GO): apolipoprotein receptor binding; high-density lipoprotein particle binding; phosphatidylcholine binding
Source: RefSeq, a predicted model, not a curated record
GGACAGAGGUACCCACUAGGCCACCUUCCCUGUCGCUACCACCAUGAAGCUGCUUGCAAUGUCCGUGCUUCUCCUCACCAUCUGCAGCCUUGAAGGUGCCUUGGUUCGGAGAGAGGCGGAGGAGUGCACUCAGCCGAGCAUAUUCUCCCAGUACUUCCAGACCGUGACCGACUAUAGCAAGGACCUGAUGGAGAAGGCCAAGGCCUCCGAGCUUCAAGCCCAGGCCAAGGAUUACUUUGAGAAGACUCGGAAGCAGCUGACACCUAUGGUCAAGAAGUUCGGGUCAGAACUGUUUCAGUUCUUCAACUCCUUUGUGGACACAACCCCACCGCUGCCUGCCACCAAGUGAGGCGUCCACACCGCCGUCUGGCAUCCUCAUCUGGACCCUACAACUCGCUGCUCAAGCCCAGAGCCCCUCUCGAUGCACCUCAUUUUCUAAAUAAACCAAUACUGAGAGUGAAA